Messenger RNA from Aspergillus heteromorphus CBS 117.55, 712 nucleotides. RefSeq lists its product as uncharacterized. NCBI's taxonomy places the organism in Eukaryota, Fungi, Ascomycota, Eurotiomycetes, Eurotiales, Aspergillaceae. The transcript has a single exon. The coding region runs from base 223 to 606 and encodes 127 amino acids. The record is from RefSeq and is a predicted model, not a curated record.
CCCACCCAACAGCAGGCCAGCGCAAGUGAAUCACACACAACCAAGCUUUUGCCAGUGGGGGUGACUGGUUCCCGCGAUGUGUGACAAGCACGGGCUGAGGUGAUCUCGCCUGCAUAUCAACCGCUGCUCGUCGAAUCAGCAUCGGGGAUGUAGCGCUCUCCAGCACCUCCAGCACCUCCAGCACCUGCUAGCUAUUCAUCUUGUCGUUCAGCAGUGGGUUGAAUGGCUGGCUGGCUGGCUGGAUGGAUGGAGGGAGGGAGGGAGCGGGAUGGAUGGUCCUCUUGCAUUGCAUGGCAUGGCAGGCCUUGUUGCUUUUCAAACGCUACUGCCUGGGUGGUAAGUGUCCAGGUGGUGGUGGUGGUAUUGUGUAGGGCUGGCUGGCUGGCUGGCGCUUGUCUUUCUUUCUUUCUCUCUUUCUCCUUUUUCGUUUUUCUUUUUUUGGUUUGUUGGGGAUGUAUAAAGGGCUUUGUCUCUCGUCUCUCUUCUCUCGUGACUUUUGAUGUGUGUUUUUUUUUUUUUUGCUGCUGCUGCUGGUUCUGUGAUCUAGCUAUUUAUUGCUUAUUACUUGUUCGGUUGUCUACCUAUCUAUCUACUUACCUUACUUGACUACUACCUACGAUUUGAAGCUGCUUGCUCGCUCAAGGACUCCUACUCUACUCCUACAUCUAGUUAUUCUACUCUACUCUACUUACUCUCCUCUCCUCCCCUCCCA